AUGAGGCCGCCCGGGGCCGGCCGGGAUGUGGCGCUGGAGCUGCCGGAGCCCGACAUGGGAGCGACCCCCGCGAUCCCCGAGCGCCUCCGCCUGCCCCUCUGCUGCCUCGGCGUGUUCGCCUGCUACUGCUGCUACGGCAUCCUGCAGGAGAGCAUCACUCGGGGCCGUUACGGGGAGGGGGCUCACCAGGAGAAGUUCAGGUUCGCACUGACCCUCGUGUUCAUCCAGUGCGUCAUCAACGCCGCCUUCGCCAAGCUCCUGAUCCGGCUCGUGGACGCGGCGCGGGUGGAUCGCACGCGGGGAUGGCUCUACGGCGCCUGCUCCCUGUCCUACCUGGGGGCCAUGGUGUCCAGCAACUCGGCCCUGCAGUUCGUCAGCUACCCCACCCAGGUCCUGGGCAAGUCCUGUAAGCCCAUUCCAGUGAUGCUCUUAGGGGUGACCCUGCUGAGGAAGAAGUACCCCCCAGCCAAGUACCUGUGCGUGCUGCUCAUCGUGGCGGGGGUGGCCCUGUUCCUGUACAAGCCCAAGAAGGGGGCUGGGGGCGACGACCACGUCUUUGGCUACGGGGAGCUGCUGCUGCUGCUGUCGCUGACCCUGGACGGGCUCACGGGGGUGUCCCAGGACCACAUGAGGGCUCAUUACCAAACUGGCUCCAACCACAUGAUGCUCAACGUCAACCUCUGGUCCACCCUGUUCCUGGGGGCAGGGAUCCUGUUCACUGGGGAGCUCUGGGAGUUCCUGAGUUUCACAGAACGAUAUCCCAGUGUCAUCUACAACAUCCUCCUGUUUGGCCUCACCAGCGCCCUGGGGCAGGUGAGUGCUCCUGCCCUGCCCCCCCGGAUCCUGGGGUGGCUCUGGACCACCCUGUGCUGCUCUGGGGGGUGCCUGGACCCUGCACAGCCUGUGGGAUGGGGUGGAACUGGAUCAUCUUCAGCCCAAACCAUCCCAGGACUCUGUGAAACCGAGUCAAGUUUACGUGCAGAUAAUCAGAAUUUGAGAUAAGA
Molecule: messenger RNA, 1004 nt
Organism: Empidonax traillii (willow flycatcher)
Lineage: Eukaryota; Metazoa; Chordata; Aves; Passeriformes; Tyrannidae
Gene: SLC35B1
Product: solute carrier family 35 member B1
Exons: 7
Coding region: 1-1002 (333 amino acids)
Biological process (GO): UDP-galactose transmembrane transport
Cellular component (GO): Golgi membrane; endoplasmic reticulum membrane
Molecular function (GO): UDP-galactose transmembrane transporter activity; UDP-glucose transmembrane transporter activity
Source: RefSeq, a predicted model, not a curated record